This is a messenger RNA of Eremothecium cymbalariae DBVPG#7215, 1326 nucleotides long. RefSeq names its product Ctf13p (gene CTF13). The coding region runs from base 1 to 1326 and encodes 441 amino acids. Lineage: Eukaryota; Fungi; Ascomycota; Saccharomycetes; Saccharomycetales; Saccharomycetaceae. The record is from RefSeq and is a predicted model, not a curated record. The transcript has a single exon.
AUGUUCGACGUCCAGCAAUUUCUGUCCCUUCCAAUUGAUACACGGCUUGAAGUUUACAAGCAAUUAAAUGGCCAUUUCACAUUAUUAGAUCCUUUGUCGUCGUCGUCGUCUGCCGUUUUAUUACCAUCAUCGAAGAUUGAAAACUAUAAUACAGAACAGUCAGAGCUUCAAAUUGAACGUUUUAGGGGUUAUAUAGCCCACUAUGAAUAUAUACCGUACUUUAUAAACAGUUGGGUACGGUAUUCUUCAUGGCUUCGUUAUGAUUGUGUGGUAUUAGACUACUUAAGAUUGAACCAUCAAUAUGAAUCUGGACUUACGAAGUUGCAUUGGAUAGAUUUGGAUGAUGGAGUAGCGCAUAUUGGAGUUUUUGAUAGCCGUGAUGAUAUGCUGCAGGUGUGGUAUAAUGUUGAGGAGUAUCGUCGUUGGGUUUUGUCUCCUCCGUUUGGAGCGGUACCAAGCUACAGAGGUGAUAUUGAUACCAUGAAUGAGGUAGAGAAGUCGUGGACAGCUAUGCAUCUGGAUACGGGUGUUGUAGGGGAGAUAAAAAAGCUUUUACUGGGCUUGGUGCGAAACCAGGAGCUGUUAGACUCUGUUAGAUCAGUGACCCUAACACAAGAGGAGUUCAUUGCACAAGAGCAAACUGGCGAUGUCAUUAACUAUGUGGUGUCGCAGUUGGAUGCAUUUAGGUACUUGAGGUGUGUUAAAAUCCGUUCCAAGUUGUUAUUCGGAAAGCUGGUUAACUUGAAGGGCAGUAGAGAUAACCCCGGAACCACCAUCGGGUAUAGCGUGCGUAAACGUAUACGUGAACUACACAUCACCGGGCUAUAUAACGGUAUUCCAACAUGCGAUCUUACAAAGUGGGAAAAUUGCGUCACGAUAAGACUACAGCACCUUACAGGGAUAGUUGAUUUGAACGGAUUUUUGAUGCCAAAAAACUUGCGCUGUUUGAUACUCAAGAAUGUUCAAAUUCUAAAGUGGUGGGAGUUUCAAGAAUUGGAAAAAAUGGUUCAAACAUCAGACAACAUAAUUAUAGAAAGGCAUGACUUAACUUCCUAUCAAGCUGGCAUGAAUCUAGAUGAGAAGAAUAAUGAAUGCAAUGCAGGGUUUGAACGUAGAAAAGUGCGACUUGUGAAUCGGUUGGUCAUUGAACAAGAGGUAUAUUUUAAAAUGGAAAAUUUACUAUUACCAAAAUUUCAGAACAUAAACCACCUUGUCUUACAAUAUGUGGGUCAAUUUAUAGGCAAAUUAGUAGUUCCUGGUAGGUUGUACCACAAUAGACGGCUUAAAACAUUUGCAUGUGGACCUGUUGAGCUAAUGGUAGUCUGA